Messenger RNA from Fusarium musae, 1839 nucleotides. RefSeq lists its product as uncharacterized. The coding region runs from base 1 to 1839 and encodes 612 amino acids. The transcript has a single exon. NCBI's taxonomy places the organism in Eukaryota, Fungi, Ascomycota, Sordariomycetes, Hypocreales, Nectriaceae. The record is from RefSeq and is a predicted model, not a curated record.
AUGGAUACUACAUUCCGUCGCCACAAACCCUCCCAUCGGGAACCCCUUGCAUCACCCGCAUCGCACAAAAGGUUACUCAAACGGCUAUUGUAUCUCUUCAAGCAAAAGUCCCCACAUGUCUCGGAGACCCCUCUAGCCUCAAAGAGAAGCUCCUCAACUCCAUCGGACAGCAGCGAUAGCUGUGGUGAUGGCGUGGUGGUUUACAGCGACACCGGCUGCCCUAGGAUUGACGAGGAUCACCAAGUGGUGACAGUAGACUCUGAACCGGCCAAUUCGAGGUUCCUGGACCGAAUUGCACAGAGGCUCAGAUUGGAGUUAGACCUGGAUAGCAAUGAUGGCCACAAAACCCAUGGAUCUGGCCAGAAGCGUCAUGCAGACAAUCCCGAUCAAGGAAGCCGUGAAGAGAAGAAACAGAAACAAGGUCAAGGAUCCCGAGAUACCGGAGGCGGAGGCGGGAAGAAAAACGGCGGGCGAAACGGUGGAAAGCAACCACCAGACGGCCACAGGUACCCUGUCCCGCCCCCGCACACUGGCCCCCAGAAGAACCCCCCUUUCGCAUGUCCCUUCCACAAGAUCGAUCGGAUCCGCUACGAAGGCUGCAGUAAAGUCCGGCUGAAACGCCUCAGCGAUGUCUCCCAACACAUUGAGCGACGCCAUGUGCUAAAGGAAGUCAAGCAGAAGACUGCCAACGCGGACAAUGACACUGAAGCUGCGGACGACGACGCUGAAGCUGCGGACGACGUGGAAUUCGUCAGCAAUGCUGGAGCUGAGGAACAAGUUACUCUCUACUGCCCAAAAUGCCGUAUGGAAUUUUUUGGCACUACCGCUGAGGCCAAUCUUGGACAGCAUUUGCCUUGUCGAGCACGCCAGCCAGCGACGAUUGAACAGACCGGGGUGCUGCUACCUGCAGAGUUUGAUCGACUUAUUGCUGCGCGUACCAAGGCGUCUGGCGACAUUCCUAAGUGGAACGCCAUGUGGAAGACGUGCUUUCCAGACAAACCUGUCCCGAAAUCACCAUACUUUGCACUUCCUGGUCAAGAGGCGGUGACUGUUCUACCAGAGGUUGAAGUUGAGACACCUGUUCCUCGCUCGCAGGCCGCAAAGAUCAUCCGCCGAGCUCUCAAUGAUUGCCCUUCCCACUUCAUUUUCACUGAAGGCGAGAUUGAUACGAUCGUUGACCAGGCCCUGAAUGGAAUUUACCCAGGCGAACCACAGACGAGCACAGAUACCCGUUUGGAGGUCCAACAGAGGCAGAUGCCCCGACGGCAACUGUCCCAGCAGCAGAUAUCACAACAGCCAUUCAAUGGUGCUGUCGCUUCCACUGUCUUUGACCCCUCUGCCGUUCCCGCCGCUCCCCAAGCCCAUCCACCAUCCCAUCAACUGUACCAAAAUCCUUCUGCCCCUGCACCCUUUGCCCCCACUCCUCAAGUCGCUCCCCAAACCGUUCCCCCACCAGGCCCUCUCAGCAACACCCAAACCCCGCAGUCUUACUAUGGUGCUCCUUUCGUUGAUCCUACGGCCCUCACUCUGCCCCCUCAGCAUAGCCCUCAGUUGUCACCUCCAGCGGCGGAUGUUGGAACAGGCCCUCCUGUAGCUUUUCGCUCAGCGCCUGGACCUGUAGCGUCAGAGACCUCGCCAGCAUCUUACAACUCUUCCCUUUAUGGCCGUGGCCUCGGUGGCACUGGGUUCUCUGUGCCCAAUCAAAACGGUGCUGACGUGUCUGGCUUCCCUUCUCUUGAAUGCAAUGGUUUCCCCACGAACAAUGGCUUGAACAAUGAUGGCUUUCGAUGGUGGAGCGACAAUGGUUAUCAAGACCCUAGUCGGAGGUAUGGUUUAUGA